Messenger RNA from Trichomonas vaginalis G3, 1437 nucleotides. RefSeq lists its product as uncharacterized. Bases 1 to 1437 code for a protein of 478 amino acids. The record is from RefSeq and is a predicted model, not a curated record. The transcript has a single exon. Lineage: Eukaryota; Parabasalia; Trichomonadida; Trichomonadidae.
AUGCUUGCUUUAACCGUUCUUGCAGCAAGCCGCCUUCCAGAAAAUACCACAGUUUUCUUCAAGCACUACCGUGACCAGUUCUUAGUUCCAUACUUCAAGAAGGCCGACAAGGCAACAGCAAAAUUCCAACAAUAUCUUAAGGAACCAGCUUUCUUCCAGGAAGUUGUUUUCCCAAGAAUCCAGAAAGAAUUAUUCAAGGCCAUUAAGAACCAAACAAUCCAUCAUUUCCCACUUUAUCGUUAUAACAUUUCCAAGAGAGCCGCUCAGCACCUUGCACGUGAUGCCGAAGAUUACGUUGCUAAGAAGGGCGAGAACUCUCCGAUGAUCAUUGCUCCAAACCCACUUAUCCCAUACAUCACAAAAGUUGUUGCCGAAGCAAUGAUGAAGCUAAAGAAGGUUGAAGCCGAAGAGAACAGAAUUCAACCAAAGUUAAUCGACGUCAAGUUAGACCUUGAAAGACUUGCCAAACAGCUCCGUAAGGACCCAUCUCGCUUCACAAACGCAGAAGAAGAAUCCAAUCCAUGGGCUUCUAUCGCCAUUGCUGUUGGCAAGGAGAUCCUCAAGCAGGCCGCCAUCGAAGCUGCUAUCGAAGCCGGAAAGAAGAUGCUCGGAUUCCAGCAGAUGGAAGCAAACUAUGCAGAUGAUGACAAUGUAAUUCCACCAUUUGUUAUUCCAAUUGCUAAAGAGAUUGGAAAGCAAAUCCUCGUCAGUGGCGCAAUUGAUUCCAUUGUUAAAAUCGUCAAUGAUCAUUUGAAGUUGCAAGAAAGUGUCAACUCUGAUGAUGAAAACGUCAUUCCACCAUUCGUCAUCAAGGCCGCAACAGAAUUUGCUAAGCAAAUUGUUAUUGACACAGUUACAUCUGCUGUAACUGAUGCUCUCAAGAAACAAUUCCAUUUCCAGCAAUCCCAAGUUAACAGCUUAGAAGUUGAUGAUCCAGAAAAUGGCUGGGGCAAAGUUAUUGCUGAAAUCGCAAAGGAAGUUGGAAAGCAGGUCGCAAUUGACACAAUUUCAUCAGGAAUCCAGCAAUUCGUUCACGACAGAUUCGGCUGGCAAGAAGCUGAAACAAACGGAGUCAGAAUCCCAGAUGGUCUCAAGGAUGCAAUCAAAGAUGUUGUCAAGGAAGUUGUUGUCAAGACAGUCACAGAUUUCAUCAAUGGCGCACUCAAGCAAGUAACAGGAAACUCCGAUGUCGAGGAAGAAGAAGAUGGAAACUCUUGGGGCAAAGUCAUUGUUGAUGUCGCUAAGGAAGUCGCAAAGAAGGUCGCAAUUGAUUCCGCAGUUGAUUUCAUCGAGAAAUGGAGAAAGCAAACAUUUGGCUGGCAGGAGGCUGAAUCAAACGGACUUGGAAAGGCCUUGAGAAGAAGUGUCCGCAGAAUUCAACGCCUUCCACGUCGCCCAAUUAGACUCCCACAGUAUCCACGUCCAGUUUUCCUCUAA